Molecule: messenger RNA, 2529 nt
Organism: Xyrichtys novacula (pearly razorfish)
Lineage: Eukaryota; Metazoa; Chordata; Actinopteri; Labriformes; Labridae
Source: the annotation of a GenBank genome assembly
AAUCAGUGUGGAGCAUGCAUGAGUCACUUCCUCAUGUUCACUCCCCUAUUAGACAGGAGGAGGCUAGUCUUAUUUAAGUGCUGUGGAAAAUGGUGGAGAGGACAGUGAGACGGCUCCAGUAGACAGAGGAACACAAACAGCUUUAUCCCUGGUGAGUAAACAUGUUCCGCCUCUGAUGUUGUUAAUCCGAUCCGUGUUUGGAGUGUGUGUAUAAGCUGAGUCAGCUGUGGCCAAAGGAAUGAAUAUGAAAGAUGGUUGAUUCAUGUCUGCGUGUGUGUGCUCUUGGGGAAUCAGGAAAUGAGAGGAACAGGCUUAAAAACAUGUUGAAAUUUGGUUUUAAAGAGCCUUAAAGUCCCUGGAAGUUAUCUGAACUGUUCAGGAUAGGAAAGAGCAUGAACUGUGAACCUCAAGUAGUCAUUUCCAGUCUUUCUUGUGUUACUACCAAGACACACCCACUGUUGUCCUGGAGUUAUUUUUCCAGCAGGACAACAUUUGGGAGGAUGAUCAAUGUCAAAACUAUGAGAACAAUUUGCUGGAUUAGAUAGAGCUUGUGUUUUUAAAUCCUACUAUCAUAAUUUUGAAAAGGUUUUUGCAGAUAUGUUCAAAUUCAUUACAGUAGACAGUAUGCUGGAAAAAAAACACUUCCCACACCACAAUUUUUUUUAAUUGGAGGGUUUUUAAUGGAUUGAUUGCUAUAUGUGCAACAAUUUGGAAGACUCAAACAAAAGCUGCAUCAUUUAAGCUCUAAGGAGUUAUGAAAUGAACUUUAAUUAAAACAGAUUCCCCAUUAGUAUAAAAAUUGUCUGAUUCUAUUAAGCUACUUUUGAUGUCCAAAGUCUGAAUGCAAAAGAUUUAUGAGUUUAUUUGAAAGUUUAUGAAUGUUAUCGUCUUAGGUUUGAAUAUUGGCUGGUUGUCAUUGCUGUCUAUCAUAUUAACCCACUAUUUAAGGUUUUCAGACUGUCAGCCAGACAAAACUACCUUUUAUUAAUUUACAAAAAGUUUGUGAGAACCAUUAAAUUUAAUGUUAUACUUAAGACUAAACAACUAGUCAAACUACCAGGAAAAUGCCGGAUGUGUUAUUGAUACUUGAUUGCUUUCCAGCGUGUUUUUCCUGCCCUCGUGUAACGUAGAGGCUCUGUUUGUUACUGUAGACAACAGGAGCCCUCAUGGUGAACUGUUGUUAGAAAUAUUCAGGUGUAAUAUGACUCGCUCUACGAUAUGGUGUGUGUGCAGCAGCUGGUGACAUGUGGGCCAAAGUACCAGUAACCUGAGAGUUAGCUGUGUGCUUAAUAUUUAUGGUAAUGCAAGAAGAAGAAGAAUAGGAAGAAGCAAUGUUUGACACUUGAGACCUUCUGUGACCAGUCCUUUUGUAUAAUCUGGUAUGCACACUACUGACUCAGCUCUAAACUACAUUUGGUUGUUUUUUGCAGCCUCCUGACCCCGUGUGUGUGAAUCUGACACUGGCAGAAGAACAGCAGCUGUGAUGGCUGACGCUGAAAAGAUCAAGCAAACCGCAGCAAAGGUCCUCCUCUGCGUGGAGAAGGUGUCCUCCUUCGCCUCGUCCGUCGACCCCAUCUUUGGUAUCGUCUCCUCUCUUGUUGGUGUGGCUCGUAAGGGGCUGGUGGAUGAAGAAAGCCACGCCCAUGAAGAGGAGUUUCAGGCAGUGAACUCCCAACUGGAGACUAUCUCCCAAAAGAAUCAGCAAUGCCUGAGGAAUAUUCGCAUUGCUGAGGUGAAUGAAACCUACGGAAGGUAUGAGGAGUACAUCAAGCACCAGUACGCCGCCUUCAACGACAUGGUGGCUCAGGUGAAGAGAGAACCAGAGAAAACAGAGCAGUUCUUUGAGAAGUAUGAGAAGAUUUACGAGAGAGAUAAGAGCGACCUAAGCCUGGAUGUGUACUAUCGUGGUGUGAUGGGCACCAACCUGCUGUUUGGGAGAACCCUGCUGAAGGUGUACUUCGACAACUGCGGAGGAGACCUGGAGAUCAUGGAGCGCCGCUGUUUACACAUCACCCACCUGUUCCACAUAGGCCUCAUAUCCCUCAUGGCCUACACGGCUGUUACAGAGGAUGAUGAGGAUGAAGUGCGAGAGAAGUGGGCAAAGAGGGUGGUGGAAAUCCAGCAGAAGAUGCAGGAGGUGCUGAGUCAGUGCACACCCAGGUCAUCCUGAACACGGACCAGCAGAGAGAGGAUCUCCUCUGUGUUUUCAGGGAACACUCAGAACUCUCCGCUGUGGACAAAUAUCAAAAUAAAAGUGAUAUUAUAAUAUAUGACUAUCUAUACAUAAAACCAAAGCCAUGAUUUCCUUUUGUGAUAUUGUUCUAGCAGCAUUUUAGUUAUUACUAUGACUUGUAAUUUUAUUUUUAUUUCAGAUACCACUAUCUGUUGCAGCUGAUUGUGUUACUGCAUGUAUGUGCUGAAGUUUUGUACAAUCCUUUGAAUUAAAAUGCACAUUCCAGAAGUUGAUCAAGUCGCGUUUUUUGUAUGCCGUUCUAUCUCUAACAAAUUAAAUUCUUGAUAGACAACAAA